Molecule: messenger RNA, 1037 nt
Organism: Thalassophryne amazonica
Lineage: Eukaryota; Metazoa; Chordata; Actinopteri; Batrachoidiformes; Batrachoididae
Gene: epd
Product: ependymin
Exons: 6
Coding region: 90-731 (213 amino acids)
Biological process (GO): cell-matrix adhesion
Cellular component (GO): lysosome; extracellular region
Molecular function (GO): calcium ion binding
Source: RefSeq, a predicted model, not a curated record
ACCCGUGCAGAAAGCUGAACAGGCUUAGGGUUGCUUUUUCCAUCUCUAACUUGUCGUCUGCAUUUUGUGACUCCCUCAAGACGGGAAGGAUGUACACAGCUCUCACACUCUUCGUCUUCAUCGGCCUGACUGCCAACGCCCAUGCCGAUCUGCAUCAGCCUUGCCAUCCACCCAAUAUGACAGGAACAAUGAUUGUGAUGUCCUUAAAAGGUGAGGUGAAAGCGCUGGGUACAUUCACUUAUGAUUCCACGGGCAAUAAACUUCGCUUCAAAUCAAACGAUAGCCAUCCCCUGAACACUUCAGAACAUCUGGAUUUACUGAUGUUUUUUGACGAGGGAGUAUUCUAUGAGAUUGACAGCAAAAACCACAGCUGUGAGAAAAAAUCCUUGCAGUCGACCCUGCACCCGCUAGAAAUUCCCUCCGAUGCCACGUUUUUGGCAGCAUUGAAUCCUGGGAGUGCCACGGUUGAAGGGGAGGGAAUAAAAGUCAAUGUAUGGAGAGGAUACAUGCCAGGCACCAAAGAUUAUUAUUCCAUGUCUGUAACCAUGGGAUGUCUGCCUGUGUCCAUAUUGUACUUCUCUGAGUCAUCACCACUUCUUUUCAGCAACAUGGACAUUGAGUCUGAAAUCAAGGACCCUGAUCUUCUGCUCGUGCCAUCCAUUUGUGAGGGGCAUCCUUUGGAAGAGACACCUGAAGGGACGGUACACAGUUUCCUCAAUGAGUUCAUGUAGAGCAAACUCACCGAACCAAACUCCUACCAGACUACGACCCACCGCAAUUUUGGCACUUCUUGUGCCUUAUUGUCUUUAACUCCAGUUUUUCACUUGACUCUGCACUGCAUCACACACCAUCCUGGUUGAUCUUCUAUUGCUUUGAAUGGAUCAUGUAUAGCCUACAUAUAUUUUACUGUAUUUGAAAGACACAUGGAAUAUAGAAUUAGUGUACUUACUAACAGCUGGUGGCUUUUCACAUUCAUAGGCCUACUGCUUGCAAAACCUUUGUGAUAUGAUUAAUGGAACAAUAAAAUGUCAAAGCUG